Brachypodium distachyon (stiff brome) is the source of this 1309-nucleotide messenger RNA. Its product is annotated as mitogen-activated protein kinase kinase 9. The record is from RefSeq and is a predicted model, not a curated record. The coding region runs from base 176 to 1201 and encodes 341 amino acids. Gene Ontology annotation, cellular component: cytoplasm. Gene Ontology annotation, biological process: protein phosphorylation. NCBI's taxonomy places the organism in Eukaryota, Viridiplantae, Streptophyta, Magnoliopsida, Poales, Poaceae. Gene Ontology annotation, molecular function: protein serine/threonine kinase activity; ATP binding. The transcript has a single exon.
CACAUCAAAAUCCCUGCGCAGUCAGCCAAGAUUAAGGUACUUGCAUGCGCCGCCACAUCGCAGUAUAAAGCAAAACUUCUCAUUCACAGAAAAAACAUCAUCAAUCGGCUCACACACGAUCAAUCCGCUCAGCUGUACAAAUUAAAAGCUUAAAACACACAAGGCGACCAAUAUAAUGGCGUCUGCCAAAGAGAGGAGACUACCCCAGCUUCACCUGAAGCUCGACGUUCCCACCUGCGCCUUCCGUUGCGCUGCCCCGGCGCCGGCGCCGGCCACAGCGGCGACGCCGGCCACGUCGGCAUCCCGGCCGCCGCACGGCGAAUUCCGGCUGAACGACUUCGACAGGCUGUCCGUCCUCGGCCGCGGCAACGGCGGCUCCGUGUACAAGGUCUCGCACCGCCGCACGUCGGCGCUCUACGCGCUGAAGAUCAUCCACGGCGCCCACGCCCGCCCUGGCGCCGCCGACGAGGAAGCGGACAUCGUCCGCCGCGUCGUCGACUCGCCGAACGUCGUCCGCUGCCACUCGGUCCUCCCCACGGCGUCUGGCGACGCCGCCGCCUUGCUCCUCGAGCUCGUCGACGGCGGCUCGCUCGAUUCGCUCGUCGGCGGCGGCGGAUUCCUCCCGGAAGCGGCGGUGGCGGAUGUGGCGGCGCAGGCGCUCUCCGGCCUGGCGCACCUCCGCGCCCGUCGCGUAGCGCACCGCGACAUCAAGCCGGCGAAUCUCCUCUUGAGCGCCGCCGGCGAGGUCAAGAUCGCCGACUUCGGCAUCGCCAAGGUCGUCGUCUCCGGCGCCGGCGGCCGCGCCCGCGCCUUGGCCUACGAGGGCACCGUGGCCUACAUGAGCCCCGAGCGGUUCGACUCGGAGCGGCACGCCGACGCCGACCCCUACGCCGCCGACGUGUGGGGCCUGGGCGUGACGCUCCUGGAGCUCCUCAUGGGCCGCUACCCGCUGCUCCCCGCGGGCCAGAAGCCGACCUGGGCCGCGCUCAUGUGCGCGAUCUGUUUCGGCGAGCUGCCGGCUCUGCCCGAAGGCGCGGCGUCCCUGGAGUUCCGGGGCUUCGUGGCCGCCUGCCUGCGGAAGGACCACCGGAAGCGGGCGUCCGUCGUGGAGCUGCUCGCGCACCCGUUCGUCGCCGGGAGGGACGUGGCGGCGUCGAGGCGUGCGCUCCGUGAGGCUAUCGAGCGGCGGUGUUCGUGCUAGCGAAGCACGUGCGUGUAAAUGUUGAACUGUCGCAUCUGACGUAGGCACCUAGGCAUUUGAACAUGAAUAUACACCGGAAGAUAUCCCCCACUUGGAGGGUUUGGUAAA